GAGAGAGAAACUAAAGAGACAUGGAUAGGAGCAGAGUACUGAUUGUUGGGGGAACUGGGUACUUGGGGAAGCGGUUGGUGAAGGCAUGUUUGGCAGAGGGACAUCAAACCUACGUUCUUCAAAGAAGAGAGAUAGGAGUUGACAUUGAGAAGGUUGAGCUUCUAUUGUCAUUUAAAGAGCAAGGAGCUCACCUAAUUUCAGGCUCCUUUGAUGACCACCAGAGCCUUAUGAAUGCAGUAAAGCUUGUUGAUGUUGUCAUUUGUGCCAUAUCUGGCGUCCAUAUUCGCAGCCACCACAUCCUACUUCAACUCAAGCUCGUUGAUGCCAUUAAAGAAGCUGGAAACAUCAAGAGGUUUUUGCCGUCUGAGUUCGGGACGGAUCCUGGAAGAAUGGAAUAUGCAUUGGAGCCUGGAAGAGUAACAUUUGAUGACAAAAUGGUUGUGAGGAAAGCCAUUGAAGAGGCCAACAUACCCUUCACCUAUGUUUCUGCUAACUGUUUUGCUGGUUAUUUCCUCGGUGGUCUGUGUCAGCCUGGUUUCAUUCUACCCUCGAAGGAUUAUGUGGUCUUGUUUGGAGAUGGCAACAAAAAGGCGAUUUAUGUAGAUGAAGAUGACAUAGCCAGCUACACUAUCAAAACUAUAGAUGACCCCAGGACUCUAAACAAGACAGUUUACAUACGGCCACCUAAGAACAUCUUGUCCCAGAGAGAGGUUGUCCAAAUCUGGGAGAAGCUCAUUGGGAAAGAGUUAAAGAAGUCUUCAAUUUCUGAACAACAGUUUCUAGCUUCCUUAGAAGGACAAGCAUAUGCAGAGCAGGUUGGAUUGAUACAUUACUACCAUGUUUGCUUCGAAGGAUGUCUAGCAAAUUUCGAGAUAGGAGAAGAAGGAGUUGAAGCAUGCCAACUUUACCCUGAAAUUAACUACACUACGGUUGAACAUUACAUGAAACGCUAUGUAUAGGGUUUUUUUUUUUUUUUUUUAAAAAAAAUAAGUUCGAACAGUUGUGUCAUUUCUCUGAACAGAAUGGGCUCAGUUCAAUAAAGAUUGUAAAUGAGCCAAGUGAUGGGAUACGAGAUUAAUUAGAUUUAAGAUUUUAUUUUAUUAGAAUGAUAUUAAGGUUUGAUUUGAAUAAACGUAAUUUCUUAAGUUACUAGAUUACCAUUUAUAGUAUGUUUAGGUCAAUGGGGAUUUGG
Molecule: messenger RNA, 1192 nt
Organism: Prosopis cineraria
Lineage: Eukaryota; Viridiplantae; Streptophyta; Magnoliopsida; Fabales; Fabaceae
Product: bifunctional pinoresinol-lariciresinol reductase 2-like
Exons: 4
Coding region: 21-959 (312 amino acids)
Molecular function (GO): oxidoreductase activity
Source: RefSeq, a predicted model, not a curated record